GUUGCCCUUUGACCCGCAGGUCACGCCAUUAUACACACGUCUCACUUCGACGCCCUGGUGGAGGGCGAGCUGCCCAUACCUGAGCACAAGACCAAGGGUUUGACUGAUGUCGAGAAAACGAUCGGUAAACUGAUUGCCGAGAAUCUGGUCGAAGACGGCGCCACUAUGCAGAUGGGUAUCGGCGCCAUUCCCGACGCCGUGUUGGCCGAUCUGACCGGACAUAAGGAUCUGGGCGUUCACUCCGAGAUGUUUUCCGAUGGUGUCGUCGAUCUCUUCAAUUUGGGUGUGAUAACCAAUCGGCACAAAGUGCUCCAGACUGGCCGACUCACCGCCUCGUUCACGAUCGGCACCAAGAAGUUGUUCGACUUCAUGGACGACAACCCCUAUCUGGUGAUGAUGGGCAUCGACUACGUGAACGCCGAGGCAAACAUCGCUAAGAACCCCAAAGUGACGGCCAUUAACUCCUGCAUCGAAGUGGAUCUCGUGGGUCAGGUGUGCUCCGACUCUAUUGGCACCCGU
Molecule: messenger RNA, 519 nt
Organism: Medioppia subpectinata
Lineage: Eukaryota; Metazoa; Arthropoda; Arachnida; Sarcoptiformes; Oppiidae
Source: the annotation of a GenBank genome assembly